This is a messenger RNA of Phytophthora sojae, 864 nucleotides long. RefSeq lists its product as hypothetical. The transcript is spliced from 5 exons. Bases 1 to 864 code for a protein of 287 amino acids. NCBI's taxonomy places the organism in Eukaryota, Oomycota, Peronosporomycetes, Peronosporales, Peronosporaceae. The record is from RefSeq and is a predicted model, not a curated record.
AUGUUCGGCAUCAUUAGUGAAGACCUCAUCGUGCGCAGGCAGCUCCAGCACCGGAGCCGUGAGGUGAUGCCGACUCUCGAGAACGCGUUCCACGUUUCUCCUUCGUGUCCACCGUGGCGCCAUCUCCACGCGCCGUAUCGCGCGCGUCGGCCUGGCGAGAACAUGGUGGUCGAGGAGAUGCUCGCGUUCUGCGAAGGUCUGAGCAACCCAAAGCUGGGUGUUGGGGCCUAUCAUCGUAGCAGCUGCGAGGCUCAUGUUCAUGGCUCUCGCACGCAGAUCAAAGGUGGGGUCACGCACUACGGCGCAGCCCGCUCGGUCAACUACGACUCCUGCUACGGGCUUUACCCAGAAAGGGGCGAGGAGUACGCGGACGGGUCCAUCAAGAAUAUCCAUCUCAACCCCAUCAAUACUUACGUGGAGAACAAUUGCGCCACGAUGCUCAGUACCACGCUAGUGAAUGACACUAUCGUCACUGCCGCAGAGGCGACUACGACGGACAAACCCGAGGACUUAGUGCACAAGAAGGCCAGGACGACGGCGAUCAACUCGUUCACGACGUUCCUGGCCGCGGAGAGCAUGACACUCGAUGCCACACACCGCCUUAUCGACGGGGAUAAGACAGAGGAGGUCGACGACGAGAAGAAUGCACCCCCGUGCUCUAAACAAGACUUAGAAGCUAUGGUGUCUCUACUGUACUCAACGGCUGCGACGGAGAGUGAAUACCUCGACACGGCCCUAGUCGUGAUGAUGUGGUACCUUUACGGUCGAAGCUCGGACGCGGAAACAGUCGAGAAGAGCCAGCUAUACAUUUUGCCACCUUCAGCACUUCCAUCAUUCAUUCGACUGAAGCCCGCGCAAGGUUGA